AUGAUUAAUACCAAGAGGCUCCUUAAGGAGAUUGAAACAAAAAAGAAGAUCUCCGAUGUGAAAUUCUUUAAAGACGAUGCCGACAAGAAUCAUGGUAAAUCUCGAGGCACAUCCACUUUCAAUAGUAGCAACAUGAAUAUAGCCUCCAAAAAUUAUGGUGUUCUUGUCUAUGAUUUGGAAGGUAAAAAGUCUCUCUCGGAUAUUGUUCAAAAUUCCAAACUCAAAGCAAAAUACAAUACCGAGGCCAAAAACUAUUUCAAUUUAAUUGAUGAUUUGGAAUUUCCGACAGCAUGUAACAAUAUUUGUUUAGCUGCUGAUGAGAAUCACUUGUGGGCUUCUGGAAUUUAUAAACCACAAGUGAGGUGUUUCACUUUGGAUGAUUUAACCAUAAAGUUUAAGAGACAUGUGGAUUAUGAAAUUCUCAAAUUAUGUCCACUUACAUCGGAUUACAAAAAGAUGGCAACUUUGUGUGUGGACCGAUAUAUUGAAAUUCAUGCACAAUGGGGAAGUUAUUACCGAUUUAGAAUUCCAAAAUAUGGAAGAGACAUUACGUAUCAUGAUUAUAGUGCAGAGCUUGUCAUGGUAGGAUCAAGUAAUGAAAUUUAUAGAUUCAAUCUUGAACAAGGAAUGUUUAGAAAACCAACUAUGAGUUACUCGAAUGCAGAAGCUAUUAAUACUGUGAAAAUUAAUCCAGUUCAUCAACUUUUUGGACUUGGAUGUGACAAUGGAUUUGUGGAAUGCAUGGAUCCUCGUUCCAAGAAAAUUAUUGGAUGCAUUGACGCCUUUGAUUCUAUUCAUACCAUGUUAGGAUCUUCUUCACUUGAAUCUUCUUCACACGCUGUUACAGCAUUCGAAUUUGACAAUGAUGGAAUUGGAUUUGCCGUGGGUACAACCUCUGGACAGGUUGGACUUUUCGAUUUGCGAAAGAAAGGAGCUGUCUUUGUGAAGGAUCACCACACUGAUUUGCCAAUUGUUAAAAUUGCAUACCAUGAAACUUCAAAGAAUAUUUUCUCAGCAGACACUCAAGUGGUGAAAAUUUGGGACAAAUCCAAUGGAAACAAUUAUACCAAUUUGGAACUUACAGCAAAAAUCAAUGACUUUUGUAUCAUUCCACACAGUGGUAUGGUAUUGGUUGGAGGAGAACGAUCCAAGAUCAAACCUUUCUAUAUUCCAAGUUUGGGACCUGCACCAAAAUGGUGUUCAUUUGUCGAUCAAAUUACAGAAGAACUCGAAGAUUUCAAGAAGAAUACAGUCUAUCAAGAUUUCAAGUUCCUUACAUUGGAAGAAGUUCAAGAUCUCGGAUUGGAGGAUUUAUUUGGAACAGAUUUAUUACGGCCCUACAUGCAUGGUUUCUUCAUUAAAAUGUCUCUCUACAAAAGAGCUCUCGAGUACAGCAAUCAAAAACCAGAAAUUGCUCCUUCAGAACUUCUCACUCCAGGACAAGUGGACAGCAUGUCUGAAGAGAGACUUAAGGAAGAACGUGUUAGGGCUCUUGUUGACUUUAUUACGCAAGAAGAAGGUGAAGAAGAAUCUUUCGCACAACAAAAACCAAAGAAACCACAAAUCGCUGCUGUCGAUGAUGAAAGAUUCAAAGAAAUGCUUGAUAAUCCUGAUUUUGCUGUGGAUGAAUCCGAAAAGAAGAAGAAGUUUGAGGAACGAAAAGCCAAAAGAAGAGAAGUUUUCGACACCUCGAGUCACAGACGAGACAAAAAGGCAGAAAGAGAGCAAGAAGAUUCCAUCGGAAUUUAUGGUAUUGAGUCGGCACAAUCUCUCAAUUACAAUGAUCAUGCCGACUUUUUAGAUUUUGGUUCUAAGAACAAAAAAGAACGAAAUAUGACCUUCCACUCGCGAUUAAACCGUAAAGGAGAGAAUGAAGAGGACAAUAACGAAGACAACGACGAUGGACAGAAGAGAAAGAGACGAGGUGGUGGUAGUGGCGAUAAAAGAUCCAAGCACAUCAAAAAAUACUAA
Messenger RNA from Naegleria fowleri, 1971 nucleotides. RefSeq lists its product as uncharacterized. The coding region runs from base 1 to 1971 and encodes 656 amino acids. Gene Ontology annotation, biological process: maturation of SSU-rRNA from tricistronic rRNA transcript (SSU-rRNA, 5.8S rRNA, LSU-rRNA). The record is from RefSeq and is a predicted model, not a curated record. Gene Ontology annotation, molecular function: protein binding. Gene Ontology annotation, cellular component: nucleus; small-subunit processome; 90S preribosome. NCBI's taxonomy places the organism in Eukaryota, Heterolobosea, Eutetramitea, Acrasida, Naegleriidae. The transcript has 2 exons.